Messenger RNA from Tetranychus urticae (two-spotted spider mite), 1595 nucleotides. Its product is annotated as choline-phosphate cytidylyltransferase A. NCBI's taxonomy places the organism in Eukaryota, Metazoa, Arthropoda, Arachnida, Trombidiformes, Tetranychidae. Gene Ontology annotation, biological process: CDP-choline pathway. Gene Ontology annotation, molecular function: phosphatidylcholine binding; choline-phosphate cytidylyltransferase activity. The record is from RefSeq and is a predicted model, not a curated record.
UUUUUUAAAAUUAGUCGACAAAAUGGCGUAUAAACAUCCAAUAUCUGGUUUUAGUAAAUUGUGUUAUCCACUUUUUUAGUUUUAAUUCUAUAUUUUGUUCAUUUGUGUACAGCAAUCAUGCCCAAAAGAAAACAUGCCGAUGAAGACAAAAGCUCCAAUAACCAGAUGAUAUAUGGUCAAAGUGAUUGUGGAGGUAGAGCAAUGCUUCGUGGAGGUAGCUUAAGAUGUGAAGCUCCUUUUUCAACGGAUCUUGAAGCCGUUAAAGAACGGGAAGCCUGUGAUUACUCUAUAAAGAUAGAUAUGGAAACUGCAAAAGCCGGUCAAGCUCCGAGAAGGAUUCGUAUUUAUGCGGAUGGUAUUUAUGAUUUAUUCCACCUAGGACAUGCUAGACAAUUAAAGCAAGCCAAAAAUGCCUUUCCUGACGUUUGGCUUAUUGUUGGUGUCAACAAUGACGCGAUGACCCACUCUCUCAAAGGAAAAACUGUGAUGAAUGAAGAUGAAAGAUACGAAGCUGUUAGAUAUUGUUGUGUUGUCGAUGAAGUUAUCCGUGAUGCACCUUGGGUGUUAACAGAAGAAUUUUUAACACAGAAUAAGAUUGAUUUUGUUGCUCAUGAUGAAGUACCUUAUACAUCUGAUGGUCAAGAUGAUGUUUACGCUCUAAUCAAACAAAAAGGAAUGUUUUUACCAACGCAAAGGACUGAAGGUGUAUCAACUAGCGAUUUAGUAGCCCGGAUUGUUAAAGAUUAUGAUAUUUAUGUACGACGUAACUUAGCCAGAGGAUAUUCUGCCAAGGAAAUGAACGUAUCAUUCAUAAAUGAGAAAAAAUUCCUACUUCAAAACAAAAUGGAUGAACUGAAAGACAAAUUUGAAGAAAAGAGACAUGGUUUUAUACAUACAUGGGAAGAGAAAUCAAGAGAUUUUAUUGGUAGCUUUCUUGAAUUAUUUGGUAGAGAAGGAGCCUUGAAUAACCUUUGGAAUGAGAGCAAGGGCAGAUUACAAAGAGCUAUUUCUCCGCCGCCUAGCCCUUGAAUAUUUCAAGGAUUAUCUAUUUAAUUAUACCUUCAUCUAUUCUACUUUUAAUCCAACAAUCAAGGAAAUGCGAUCCUAGGUAGAUGAAAUAGUAAAUAAAAUUGUUUUACAAAUUUUCCUGUUUUAACGAUUAAUUGUUGCUUGUUUUCGCAAAAAGCAUUUAUUUAUUGUCAUGGUUUAUUAGGAUAUCUGAUUUUUUAUAUUAAAUUUUCUCAUCCAACCAUCGAUUUAAUAUAUUUCAUGGUAAGAUGUAUUUCUGUCAAAUUAUUUAUAAAACAAAGUCUAAGAACACAGUUGAGAUUUUAGGAAACAUUUUCUACUGAUUUCCAAUCUUGUUUACCAAAUUUUAAUUUUAAAACAAAGCUAUUUAUAAUUGAAAAUUGUUCAUCAAGUUUUCCUCAUUUAAUCAAUUGUACAAAAGCAGCUAAACAAUUGUCAAUCAAAGUGAGUAAAGCCAACAAUUUAUUUCAUCAUUUAUUAAAGCUUGUCAAGCUAAUUUUAAUCACAAUUGUCCAAGAAAUUUGCUUGAAUAAUCGUAAAUAAAAAUUCAAGUAUUUUGGGGUUAA